UCCCUGACUCAAUCAGCCACCUGAAUUGAAGCACCUUUGGGAUGUUCUUAUGCAGUGACUAUAGUGGCAGCAAGGGUGCCCUUGACAUGUAUAACAAUGCUGGCAAGUUCAUGGACCUGUAUGUGCAGCAGAAAUGCUCUGCAAGCAACCACAUCAUCAGUGCCAAGGACCACAGGUCCAUCCAGAUGAACAUAGCCAAGACUGACAAGGUGACAGGUAAGUUCAAUGGUGUGCAUCCCCUCAAUGGUCAGUUUGAAACCUUUGCUAUCUGUGGGGCCAUUUGCAGGAUGGGUGAGUCAGAUGACUCCAUCCUCUGA
Molecule: messenger RNA, 317 nt
Organism: Prionailurus viverrinus (fishing cat)
Lineage: Eukaryota; Metazoa; Chordata; Mammalia; Carnivora; Felidae
Product: 40S ribosomal protein S21-like
Exons: 3
Coding region: 42-317 (91 amino acids)
Biological process (GO): endonucleolytic cleavage in ITS1 to separate SSU-rRNA from 5.8S rRNA and LSU-rRNA from tricistronic rRNA transcript (SSU-rRNA, 5.8S rRNA, LSU-rRNA); endonucleolytic cleavage to generate mature 3'-end of SSU-rRNA from (SSU-rRNA, 5.8S rRNA, LSU-rRNA); translation
Cellular component (GO): ribosome; cytosolic small ribosomal subunit
Molecular function (GO): structural constituent of ribosome
Source: RefSeq, a predicted model, not a curated record